Molecule: messenger RNA, 1107 nt
Organism: Exophiala spinifera
Lineage: Eukaryota; Fungi; Ascomycota; Eurotiomycetes; Chaetothyriales; Herpotrichiellaceae
Exons: 2
Coding region: 1-1107 (368 amino acids)
Biological process (GO): protein import into nucleus; spindle pole body duplication
Cellular component (GO): nuclear outer membrane; nuclear pore transmembrane ring
Source: RefSeq, a predicted model, not a curated record
AUGUCGACUACAGCAACCUCUCUUGUGCCUUUGUCGGUGAAGUCGACCGCCGAGACAGCUCUCCAGGGCUCUCAAAGUGUUGCGUCGGCUCUGCGGACGACCCAGAACAUCGUCAGCAGUGAGGUUGCCAGCGGGACAAACUAUCUCAAGAGAAGGGUGCAGGAGGCAGGGAAGACACCCGCAAAGUCACCGCUCAACUCGACGAAUUUCUCGACACCUCCCCCCUCGCCAGGAAAUUUCCGACACCCGCGGAUUACAGAGAUCCUUGCUCGAGAAUCAGCGACGUCCAUAUCAGAGAGGAGGGUCAAAGGUGCUGCCGUCAACGCAGCCGUUUUGCUCUUCACGUUCAUCUUCCACGACGCCUUCUGCUCCGUUGUGACCUGGCUAUUGUCAUGGAGCGGGUUUGAUGCCUCCCAGGCCCUUUCCACGACGAUCGUCAUCGCUCGACUGGUCAGCUGCGCCAACAUCGUCCUUUGUCUGCAGCCAGUCAUACCGUACAUCUCCAAGAAGGACCAAAUCACGGACAUCCCCUUGACGCCAUCCCAGCGCUCCUUGCUGGGCCUCGACCCGUCCGUGCAGCCUACCCCCAGCCCGGCAGGUUCGAGCCUGAGCUACAUCACCCCUCCGCGAUAUCGACGAUCGUCUGGUUCCUUCUCCGGCAGUUCCCAGAGCGCCAACGGCGGCGGCCUGUCCUCCACAGGCCGUCGAAGUAUCUCUGCAAACUACGCUUCCUCGCCUCUCUCGACCUCCAGGAACGCAAUUGGCUUCUCUUCUGGGACCCCGAUCCGCCGCACCGCCGAAACGGGCUCGGGCUUCUCUCCCUCUCCAGCCGCGAGCCCGCUAUUCCACAAAUCACUCAACAACCAGUCCUCGCAAAUCCCCGACAUCGACUUCGGCGGCAUCACGGGGAGAUCUUCGUUCGGCGCGAGCACGGGUUCAGGGCUAGCUCGCUCCCAGAGCCUGCGCGAACGACCCAGGAGAGAGAGCCUUGAGCCCGCAUCUCCCGCAUCUCGGACUAAGAGCCCGCAGAUCGUGCCGGGGGUGAACUACAAGUGGCUCUACGACAAGGGCAGAGCUCUACCGAAAAGCGAGUCUUACGGAUUUUGA